Molecule: messenger RNA, 3834 nt
Organism: Oryzias latipes (Japanese medaka)
Lineage: Eukaryota; Metazoa; Chordata; Actinopteri; Beloniformes; Adrianichthyidae
Source: RefSeq, a predicted model, not a curated record
CUGUAAUUCCAGCUAAUGCGGAUAACGCUCAGAACACAGUGCGCAUGGUGCACAGCCGCGCCUGGAUUUGGAGGCAGCCCAUGUCUCUCACCGGCACAGAGAGGGCACGACCUGUCAGAUUAUACAGUCAGAUUUAGUGAUCAUCUGUGAAUAUAACAAGUAUUUGGAGUGCUUUGUUUGAAUGUGCACGGACAAGGGGACGCAGGGUUUGGAGCGGAAGCAAUGGUUUGUCAUAGAUUAGAAAUGUGCAGAUGACACUAGUCUUGGAUUAAUGAAAGGACAGAGAUGAUGAGUGGAUUUUCAGCUGCCAGUCACCACAUGGAGCAGGUUUUGAGGUCCAUGCUCUGAAAUGGACUCCAAUGGAAGUUCUCUCAAUCGCAGCCAGUCGCUGGCGAGUGGUCUGGAGAAGACUUCAGUGACGUGGAACAAGCGGGCCCUCUCCCAGAGCAGCAGCACUCUGUCAUCUCGCCAUUCCAGACAGAUGAUCAAAGACUGGGAGGUGAUUGAUGACCUUGUAGUAGAAAUGCGUGCAAGUGAAAAUCCUCAGGAAAUGACCCCACCAGGAAUCUGUGAAGGAUAUCUUCUAAAGAGGAGAAAGUGGCCUCUUAAAGGGUGGCACAAGCGAUACUUCGUCUUAGAUGGGGGAACCUUACGCUACUCCAAAAAUCAACAAGAUGUUUCUAGAGGACGUAUCCAGGGUUCCCUGGAUGUCAGUCUGGCAGUCAUGACGGUAAACAAGAAAGCAAACCGGAUUGACCUGGACACAGGUGACAUUCUCUAUCAUAUGAAGGCAAAAAGCCCGGAUCUCUUUUACAUUUGGGUAACUAAGCUACAGGCCCACCGCUUCUUCAAGAAGAAUGAGACAGCUCAUGCUCACAGCCGGGGUGGGACACGACAAGCCCAGACAAAUGGAGAUCUGGGCACAGAACUGGGGGAUUCCGCUGGAGCAUCUCAAGCACUACCUUCAACCAACACGGCAGUAAACACAAAGGUGUCUGCUUGGCUGCAGCAGAGCCAUCACCCAGACACGUGUGCUCAAGAGUUGAACCGUUGUAAUUUGGAUCUCUCUGAGCUUAACCGCCUAAUCCAGAGGCUCCAAAAUCUGGAGGUGGGCCAGACCUUUACUAAUGGAGAACUGCAGCGCAUCAUCAGCAUACAGAACAUCUCACUUGAGAAGCCAAAGAAAUCAAAAUCAGGAAAGAUGUGGGGCCACUCACGCACAUUGUCCAGAGUGGAAGCCCUGGGAAUGCCUAUUCGUGGGAUUACCAAAUCGCUGUCCUCCAGCCACCUGAGUGGCUCUUCCCACCUUGGAGCAUCAGUGCCCAACAUCCCGGACUACGUCUCCUCUCAGCUGUCCCCUCCCUCUGUCCUCUCACCUGAGAGCAAGAAAAUCCAGCAGGACAUCUGUGCCAUCUCAAACCGAGUGUUGGCUUCUCUGAAGUCGGUUCAUGAAUCGUUGUCCCUGGAAAGACAGAAGCUCCAAGAAUCCUGGGAAACCAGCAAUGAGCACCGGUCAAAUACACUAGCUGUGCCUGCACCGUCCCACGGACCCCCCUCUGUGGCAGAUUCAGCUGCCGAGUACUUUGAUGCCAGUGACGACGUUGUCUGGGGCAGUUCCUCUGAGGUGUCUGAUGAAUCUGGACUCAGUGAUGGAAGCACCACCAACUCUGAACCGGAGGAGGGACAUGCAUCAGCAACUCGGAAGUACAGAGCAAGCAUUUCCAGAGCUCCUAAUAGUCUUGUUCCUAAGAGCACAGGACGCCGGACAACACUGCCAGCACACUGUCCUGACAACAGCCACGUGGGCCUCAUGGCCAUCCUCUACAACAACAUAGGUAAAGAUCUGGCCCGAGUGUCCAUGCCGGCGGCUCUCAAUGAGCCGGUUAACCUGCUGCAGAGGUUGUGUGAAGAGCUGGAAUACAGCGAGCUGCUGGACACGGCCUGCAACACUCCAGACCCCUUCCAGAGGAUGGUUUACAUAGCUGCAUUUGCUAUUUCUGGUUACUCCACUGCAAUGUUUAGAAACCGCUACAAGCCCUUCAACCCGGUGUUGGGAGAAACCUACGAAUGUAUCCGAGAAGACCGAGGCUUUCAGUUCAUCAGUGAGCAGGUCUGCCACCACCCUCCCAUCUCAGCCUGUCAUGCACAAUCAGAGAACUUCACCUUUUGGCAAGAUCAAAGGUGGAAAAAUAAAUUCUGGGGAAAAUCACUGGAGAUUGUGCCAACAGGAAAGGUUAAUGUGACUUUGCCAAAGUAUGGGGAUCACUAUGAGUGGAACAAGGUUGUGACCUGCAUCCAUAAUGUGCUGAGUCAGCAGCGGUACCUGGAGCACUACGGAGAGGUCACCAUCCAAAAUCUCAAAAACAGCAUCUGCUCCUGCAAGAUCACAUUUGUCAAGUCUCGUUACUGGGGUUCGGACACCAACAAGAAUGAGGUGCAGGGGACGGUGAUCGACCAAAGCGGUAAUGUCAUUCACCGGUUUGGAGGACUUUGGCACGAAGGAAUCUUCUGUGACACUCUUCCAACUCCAAAAUGUGUUUGGAAGCCGAAUCCACAGCCUAAGGAUUACUUGAUUUAUUAUGGCUUCUCCACCUUUGCCAUGGAGCUGAAUGAACUCACCCCAGACCUGAAGCCUCUUCUGCCUCCCACCGACACCCGCCUACGCCCAGACCAAAGAAUGCUGGAGGAGGGAAAAGUAGCCGACGCAGACAAGAUGAAAGAUGACAUAGAGGAAAAGCAGCGGGAACGGAGGAAGGAGCUCUCCAAAAAAGGGGAGGAGCAUGUCCCACGCUUUUUCAAGAAAGCCAAAGACUCCUCUGGACAGGAUGUGUGGCUGACGAACAGCACAUAUUGGGAGCUCAGAAAGAAUCCUGGUUUUGCAAACCUCGAUAAUGUGACUCUGUGGUAAAAAGACUCUGGCAGAACCUCAUCAAAGAGGGAUAAAAAGUAAAAACGAGGCUGAAACUUGAGACAGCAUGCAUGAUCCGCUCCAUCUAAGAGUGGAGACUGUGCUUCUCAUCUCACUCCAUCUGCAGACCCAUGACUGGCUCAUGGGGAACCUCUUUCAUAACAAAUGGGGAGUGCAAAGAACUGUAGAGCUAAUUAAGACUUUUAGAAUUAUUCUCAAAGCAAUCCACAUAAGACAGUAUGUGGAAAAUGGACUUAAUUGAAACUGUUGUUUUAGCUUCACCUAAGUUGAACUUUCCUAUGAAAUAUUGAAAAGGAUUAUUUUUACCUUCAUAAAGAGAAAUUAAAACCACUUUUUAAACAUUUGCAUCUUCCACCAUUCCCACUAUGCUUCAGAUAUGGGAUUGUUUUGCUUUUUUUAGAUAUUUUAUGAUACUUUAUCCUAUUUUUUGUGAUUUUCAGAGUUCCCUCUGAAACCGAUUAAGCUGUAUUUCUCUAUCAGGUUUGCAUAGACAUUAUUGUUUUGUGUAUAAAUCUUGAGGUACAGUAAAUUCCAUUUUGUUUACAAGUAAUUCACUGCAGUCCACACAUAUGUAGGUUCCCUGCAUGUGUUUUGCAGCAGUUUAGCUGAUAAUAAUUUUCUGGAACACCUGGAUUGAUGAAAGAUGACGCCACCCAAGAAGGAGGCGAGGAUGCAUCUCUCAAUCUGCUUUUUCUGCUACAGAUAAGCCAGAUAAUAAAUGAACAAAUUGGACUUAUUAUUAAUUAAAAUUUGACAUGAUAAAGUACCAUGCAAUAAACACCUUUCAGGAAAAAUGACAAAAAAACAUAUUUUAUGUAUUUCAUUAUUAGAAUGCUGUUGCUUGCAAAAAUGUUCAUACUGUAUUUGUUCAUUUAUGCAGUAUAUUAAAUUGCAAAUUCAACAAU